Molecule: messenger RNA, 6372 nt
Organism: Astyanax mexicanus (Mexican tetra)
Lineage: Eukaryota; Metazoa; Chordata; Actinopteri; Characiformes; Acestrorhamphidae
Gene: tns3.2
Product: tensin-3
Exons: 28
Coding region: 119-3718 (1199 amino acids)
Molecular function (GO): protein binding
Source: RefSeq, a predicted model, not a curated record
UGAAAAGUGAAAGGAUUGUUAUUGAAUCCAGUGGAGCACUAGGUGGAUGCUCGCUUGAGACCACAGACCCUGUAACAGUCCAUAGUCCAGAGAUCCACUUAUGUGACAGAGCAGUGCAAUGAUGGCGGACGGAUGUGAAUUUGAUCUGGACUACAUCACAGAGCGGAUCAUUGCCGUCUCCUUUCACCAGGCAUGCCCAGAGAAAACCUAUCUGCAAAACCUACACAACAUAAUGCAGAUGCUGCACUCCAAACAUUCAGACAACUACUUGGUUGUGAACCUCUCAGAGCCACGAGAGGAGCUGAAGAAGAUGAACCCCAGGGUGAUAGAUGUUGGUUGGCCUGAACAGCACGCCCCAUCCCUUCAUCUUCUGUGUUCCAUCUGUAAAAGCAUUGAGAAUUGGCUCAACACUCAGGUUGAGCAUGUGCUGCUGCUGCACUGCAGGGGUGGCAAAGACAGGAUUGGAGUCGUCAUUUCAUCCUAUAUCAACCUUCCUAGCGUAUCUUCAAGUGAAGAGCAGGCUUUAGACUGCUACACCAUAAAGAGGUUCUACAGUGAUAAGAUGGCUCCACUGAUAACUCCGUCCCAGAAAAGGUAUGUGCAGAUGUUUGGCAAGCUCCUGAGCCAUCAGUUAAAGAUAAACUCCUCUCCACUCUUCUUCCACUGCAUCUCCCUCCACCACAUCCCAAAGCUUCACCCUACAGUAUGCCAUCUUUUUGUGAGGGUAUACCAGAGCAUGCAGACAGUGUGCACUACAGGAGUACAUCAGAUUGCUGUUGGUCAGACAGACAGAGUUUAUUUUGCUCUGGAACCUCCACAGCUUCUCAAAGGUGACAUUAUGAUUGUAUGCUAUCAUAAAGAUGUUUCAAAGGGAACCAGGGAGCCUGUGUUUCGCAUGCACUUUCACACAGGCACUGUCCACGGACACCCCGCCUUGUUUCGAAAAGAGGACCUCGAUCUUGCAAACAAAGAUCCAAGGUUUCCAGAGGAUGGAGAGGUGGAGGUUGUUUUUUCAGAAACUACAGAGAGAAUUCCAGGCUUUCCACAAGGCAGUGGUGGCUGGAGGAAUAGCUCUGCUGUUGUUAUUGACUAUGACACUUUGGAUCCUCUCGUUCACUGGGACUCCUAUGAGAACAUUGCAACAGAAGGUAAGAGGAAUGAGCGUGCCCCCUCUGUGAGCAGUGAUUCUGGACUCUCCAGCAACUCUCAGUGGGCUGGAACUCCAGGCACUGGACUCCACAUUGGCCACAGCCCUGAGGAACGCGCUCAGCUCCAGAAAACCACUGCUGGAGACAACAUGGAGGGUGAUUUGCCCCAUCUGGAAGUCAUGACCCCUGAGCAUAAUUCUACUGAUGAAAGGGACAGAUCAACAGAGGGAAAAUCGCACGGCUUAGACACUUCCUUUCAUGUCAACGGUGAAGCUGCAAGCACAGAACGAGAAACCGAUAUUCUAGAUGAUGAUCAUGUUAACGGCAUCACUGCUUCUUUACCAGAUUCUACAGAAACAAGUCAUAAGUGUCCUGCUUUGUCAUCACUUGCUGGAUCAGAGGAUGUUAGAGAUGGAGCAUGCCCCCCAGCCUCCAGCGAGGCAUACAGUCACGGAGUGAACUCUACACGGAUUCUCACACACAACACCGUGUCCAGCGGCUUUCAGACGCACAUGUGGGUCAGGCAACAGCAGCUAGUCUCUGCUGAUUCUUACAUGUACCCCCCAUCAGACAGACUGGAGCAGAGGUUGGAGGUGGGGCUUGAAAGUGUGAGGGGCAACUCCACCUUACCGACCGGUGGUGCUCCACAGGUGGAGCCAGAGGCGGAGCAGGAUGAUGAGUUUGCCUCCCUUGCAAUGGAUAUUGACCAAUCAAUUGAACAGCUGAACCAACUGAUCCUAGACCUGGACCCUGAGUUUGAACCAGUGCCCACAAGGGCCAGGAGUCACAUGAUGCGUUCAGCCUCUCUCCACACCAAUGGAAUCGGCCGUUCGAAUGGACAAGCAAAAUCCAAUCAAUCAGGUUGGAAGCGUAGGCAGAUAAGUGAUGUCACCAACCAGCCUCGAUUCAGGAGUGCCGCUGGUGAUCUGUUACUGGUGUCACCUAAGCCUCCUCUCUCUAAACUGUCCCAGUUUGGGGCUGUUUAUGGCACUGACACUGUGGACUAUGGAGAAUUCAAUCCUCAGGCUGACAGAUCUUUAUGGGUGGACCUUAACCAUCCUCCAGCAACACCAGCAUUUCCAGUGUCACCUCCCACACCUUAUGUGAAGAGCGUGUAUGACUUCAACCACGUAGACCACAGCCCUCAGUCCAGUGCACAGCACCUGCUCUCAAGGACACAGCAAGAGUCACGGGGGUUUGUGGACAGCAUGACACACACUCCCAUGUCAUCAGAGGGAGAUCUGUUUCGCACUGAAGUGACGUCGAGUCCUGCCUCCUGCCAAAGGAUAUUUGGAUCCAUGCGAUCAGUCAACACAUCCAGCCCGCUUCCCGUCAGUGACAGCCCAACUGCAGUUCAUUCCUGGUUGGAGAGUGGCUCUAACACCCCACUGAGUCACUACACACCCCAGCCCUCUCCUCCGCUGCCCCUUUCUGCACCCAAUGCUCACAGCUCCCCCUGGGGUGGUGCCCGCAGUCUGUCCUCCUCUCUAGGAGUAGGAAGCUUGGAGCACAGUCUGCUGGAGGCUAUGGAGGGUCUGGAGUCUCUGGGCUUAGAAGGAAUACAGCCUCCGCUGUUGCCCCAGAAGAGGAGAGGGGUGGAUGGUGGGGACAUGUUCCUGAACUCAUCACUCAGCAGGACUGCAGUCAGUAACAAUGGAUCACCUACAGGAUCAACACCGAGCCCAGAUCCAUUGUCCGGUAAACCUGACAACGCAAAGUUCGUCCAAGACACAUCAAAGUUCUGGUACAAACCGGACAUCUCCAGAGAGCAGGCUAUCACUGUGCUAAAGGAUAAAGAGCCGGGAUCCUUUAUCGUCAGAGACAGUCACUCCUUCAGAGGAGCGUAUGGACUGGCCAUGAAGGUGGCCACGCCCCCUCCCUCCAUCCUACAGCAGAGCAAGAAAGUGGGGGAUCUGACCAAUGAGCUUGUGCGCCACUUCCUGAUAGAGUGUACACAGAAAGGAGUGAGGCUGAAGGGCUGUCCUAAUGAACCCUACUUUGGUAGUCUUACUGCUCUUGUUUGUCAGCACUCCAUCACACCACUGGCUUUGCCCUGUAAACUAAUCAUCCCAAGCAGAGAUCCUCUAGAGGACCUUACUGAGUCUCAACAACAGACUUCCACAAAUUCAGCAACGGAGCUACUGAAACAAGGAGCAGCGUGUAAUGUGUGGUUCCUGGGCAGCGUAGAGUUGGAGUCUCUGACAGGAGUGCAGGCCAUACAGAAAGCCUCCACAGUAAUCCUCGGUCAGAACCCUCCGGCCACCUCCACCAUCGUCCACUUUAAAGUGUCUGCACAGGGCAUCACGCUUACAGACAAUCAGAGGAAAUUGUUCUUCAGGAGGCACUACGCUGUCAACACGGUCAUUUUCUGUGCUCUGGACCCUCAAGAUAGAAGGUGGACAAAAGACGGCUGUUUGGCUGCAAAGAUCUUCGGCUUCGUAGCGAGGAAGAGCGGCAGCAGCACAGAGAAUGUGUGUCACCUGUUUGCAGAACAUGAUCCUGAGCAGCCUGCCAGCGCUAUCGUCAACUUUGUGUCCAAGGUGAUGAUUGGCUCUCAGAAGACGAAGUAGAGCCACGCCCACCAGGAGCAUUUCCAGUACUACGCUCUAUGCUUGGUGAUUCUUCAUCACAUUCCCCAUAUCACUUAAACACUGCACUCUGCAUACAACCCAUAUGGCUAGAUCUUUUACAGAUUUUCUACAGUGCCUAAAGGGGUUCUUUACGUCAUUGAAGAGCCACUUUUUAGUUCUGUAACGAAUAUUAGAACCUUUCAGCUGUUCUAUAAGGGAAUACUCCAGUGUGGUGCUUCGUUAUGGAUGUAAUUGUGCUGGGUCACCACAUUAUGUGUGUCAGUAUGUCACCCUGAGUGUGAUGAUGUGAUGAUGUUGCCAGUUUAACACAGCAUGGCUUUAAAAAAAAUAUAUAUAUAUAAAUGUGUCAACAGUGAUGUUGACACAUUGAGGUUGACACUGACAGAGUGGGAUGCUGUGGGAAACAGUAACUGAAGCCAGUUGGAUAUAGAAUGCUGCAGAAUGCAUUUAACAUGAGGCUGAGCAAUCAGAACUAUGUUAUAACAGUUGCUUUCAUAGUUAGUUCAUUUAACUAGAGUUGGAACAUGUUUUACUACCAUUUAAAAAGUGCCUGCCUGUGAAUUAUCAAUGAAAAAAAUAAAUGGGGCUUGGGAAUUCCAAGAAGACUGAAGACUGUUAAACACUGACACUGUGGGCCGUGGAUAAGUGAGCAUUUGAACUUUGUGAAAUUAAGCAUCCUACCAGCUGUUGUGUGCUAUUACCCAACCAGACAAAUAGAGGGAGGCCCAGCGUCUCAGCUUAAAGUAACUUUAAAUUACUGCCUGUGCCCACUGCAAAUAGAGGCUGGCCGCACCAUGUGAUCUAAAUGCCAGAGAUGCAGGCUGCACCGUGCCAACUUGUGUGAGAGUUGUGUGCGAGUUGUGUGAGAAUGCUUUCCCAGGCCACUUUCUAGUUAGUAAGCCUACAAUUGAAGGCCUUUGCUAAAUCUUUGCAGCUUAUAGCAUCGUUUAGCUCUCCAGUGCCUCCAGCCCUUUGGAAAACUCUGCAGAAACUGCAAAAGUUAAGAGACCACUUCAAUUUCUGAAUCAGUUUCUCUGUAAAAUGAACAUUGUUGUUUUAUUCUAUAAACUACAGACAACAUUUCUCCCAAAUUCCAAAUAAAAAUAUUGUUAUUUAGAGCAUGAGAAAUGAGAUAAUAAUGAUGCAGAGCUUUCAGACCUCAAAUAAUGCAAAAAAAACAAGUUCAUAUUCAUAAAGUUUGAAGAGUUCAGAAAUCAAUGUUUGGUGGAAUAACUCUGGUUUUUAAUCACAGUUUUCAUGCAUCUUGGCAUGUUCUCCUCCACCAGUCUUGCACACUGCUUUUGGAUAACUUUGUCACUCCUGGUGCAAAAAAUCCAAGCAGUUCAGUUUGGUAUAAUGGAUUGUGAUCAUCCAUCUUCCUCUUGAUUAUAUUCCAGAGGUUUUUAAUUUGGUAAAAUCAAAGAAACUCAUUUAAAUCAUUUUUAAGGGUCUCUUACUUUUUACAGCGCUAUAUAUAUAAAUGGUAAUGUUGAAGAGAACUGUUUGUUGAAUACCUACAGUUGCUCAGCAAUAAGGAGGAAAUUGCCAAAUGCAUCAAUUAUGAUGAACCUGGAACAUUUUUCAAAGCAACUCGUCCAUAAUGAGAGAAAGACUAAAGAAAUUGAUGUCUUGACUAUUUAAUAGAGGAAAAAUGUGGUCUACAAUCAGUUUGUUUUCAGAAAACUAUAUUUAUUUUUUAUAAUGUACACUGACAUAUUAAUAUCCUUCAGUUGAAAAUAAGUCUUUUAAUAAGACUUUUAAACUACAUAAAUAUAUAUUUUUUACUUUUCUGUUUUGUCUACUUACAUUUUUCUGAUAUGAAAUUGAAGAUUGUGUCACGUCCAGAGCAAGUUUAUCCAUUGCUCUGUGGUAAAUUCAUCAGGCCUUAAAAAAGAGAGCAUGCAAGCAUGACUGGGUUAUAGUGUUUCUAUGAAAUAUGUGAGUCUAGAGAAACAUACUUUUGAUUUGUAUAAAAAAUGCAUAAUUACCUGUAACUGUAUCUGAACAUUUUAUCCUACUUCAUGUUUUUCAUGUCAUGAUCAGUAAUAAUAAUAGAAAGACACCAUGUUGGAUUUUCUGUUGGUAAAUAUGUUAAAUAUGUAUUAUAGCUCAUUGUAUUCAUUUUAUAUUCAUAUACAGCUCCUGUUUUUUAAUCCGAUUGCAAGAUCUGUAAAUUAUAUGUUGAAGUUAAAUAUAAGGAUCAAAAUCUCCCCGUGCCACUGUACAGUAAUGAUGCUCACUCAUUCUGGCUGCAACUUGUUAGAUCAGUAUUUGUUGUGUAUAUAGUAUAAACAUAAGCAAGUUGGUACAUAUGAAUGAGAAUUAUAAACAGCACAUACUACAUAUAUGUAUAUAUUUAUUCUGUAAAUAAAUCGUAGAGACACUUAUGUUAGUGUGGAUCCUAAACCACAUAUGGAGUUUACUAUCCCCUUUCGGUUUUCUUCAUGUGUGAAGAAAUAACAAAUACUAGACAAUUUUACUAAGUGGAUUUGUGGAGGAAAACUGUAUGUCUGUAUCUUUUUCUGUACAUUUCUAAGCUCUGCUAUAACCAUAUAUGUUGUUAUGUUGUAUGACUGUUGUAUAGACAUGACUACAUUAUACAUACUCAGAAAUAAUAAAAGUAAAUUGUCAUA